UUAAAUGUAUCAACACUGUGAGCUUUAGUCGAAGGUUUUCAUCGAAUAGUGCAACCGUGUUCUGUUUUUUGAGACGCUACCAUAAUGAAUUUGCAUACGUUGAUUUCAAUACUAGUUUGGGUUGCUGUAAUGUGUUUUGCACGCGUUGUGUCGGUUAUAACCGAAUUGCCAAAACGGGAACUAGUUGACAAAUUAAACAUGUUGUUGCGUCAUUCGGGAUGGCGGUUAAUGAGCAACGUGAAUAUCAUAGAAACGUACACAAUUAAUAACGAAAAACACGAAGCAAUCAUUGAUCCCAUGUCCGAAAUCUACGAAGCCAUGUCGUCGAACCGGAAUCCGGUCGACGAAAUCAACGUGUUGCGGAGAUACGAUCAGAUCUGGACUGUACUCAGGUGUAAGUACGCCGAGGUGCUUGAAAAUUACAGGGCUGUGAUACGACAAUUAAUACAGAUUUGCCGUAACGAAAAAAAAGAAGACAAAUACCAGCAAUUACUCAGCUAUCGCAACGAUGGUAAAACGCCCGAACCGUCACAUCCAAGGUACUUCGAUUGUUUUCAUUCGCUGCUGACCAAACUCUAUAUCGCUUGGCCGAGGUUUAAAUGCAUGACACACGCGUUGGACUUUAUUUACUCGAUAGGUCCGAAGUUGAAACCUAACCAAAAUAUAGUACUCGCCACUCGAAAAUUGACCGAGUUUACUUCAACUUUAAAGCCAAACACGUUGUCGAAAUUGUCCAAACACGGUAUUGACGAGGACGUGGUCGAUCUCGAAAUAAAAAACAUAAGCAAAUAUUUCAUAAGGGUUUUUCACUUAAAUAUAGAUAGAUUUGUCGACCUUUAUUGCAACCUACCGUCACUCAAAAAAGGGAGCACAUUUUAUACACAUAAAUUAAAUGAAGAUUUUCAGGACAAAAAGAGCAACAAUCAGAUACCACCGGAAACGACUAUGGUGCAAUAUGUACUAGACGAAAUCGAUUCUUUCAUUAAUGAGAUUUUUGACAGUAUGUUCUACAAGCUGGGCCUCGUAUACGGCGUGGAGGAUAACGUUUCAAUCGCGAUCAUUUAAAAUAUUAUCAGUAACGAAAAACAGAUUUACAAUGAAGAUUGGUUAUUUUUAAAAUUAUGUAGAUAUUUUUGUUUAUAACUAUAAUUUAUUGUAAAUUAAUAUAAAAAUAAAAUGUUCAACGUAGCAGUUGUGUGUAACAUUAUAAAUGUAUACGUAGACUAAAUAAAAUUAAGUAAACAUGAAAAAAAAACUGUUUUUUCAAAAUUGCUGAUACACACAUGCGAGAAAUUUUAAUAAAUGUAAAAACAAUUUGUGUUUCUGAAAUAGAAGCUCUUAAGGAAUAUGUAUUUUAAAAUCGAUAAAUCCUUAUAAUCAAUAUUAGAAAAUUGAAUAAAA
Messenger RNA from Adelges cooleyi (spruce gall adelgid), 1401 nucleotides. RefSeq lists its product as uncharacterized. Lineage: Eukaryota; Metazoa; Arthropoda; Insecta; Hemiptera; Adelgidae. The coding region runs from base 85 to 1065 and encodes 326 amino acids. The record is from RefSeq and is a predicted model, not a curated record. The transcript is spliced from 2 exons.